AUGAUGGUGAUGGGCUACUUCCGGUCGACGACCAAGUCCGCGACGUCAGCAGCGGGCGGGAAGAACAAGAAGAAGGCGAAGAACAGCUGUGCGCCGGCGCGCGAGGAGGCGGCCGGGCUCCGGGAGGCGCUGCUGGACCAGCCGGCGGCGGCCGCGGCGGAGGGCGGCGUGCCCAAGGGCUACUUCGCGGUGUACGCCGGGGAGGAGUCCCGCCGGUUCGUCGUGCCCACGGGGUACCUCCGGGAGCCGGCGUUCCGGGACCUCAUGGAGCGCGCCGCCGACGAGUUCGGCUUCGCGCAGGCCGGCGGCCUGCGCGUGCCGUGCGCCGAGGAGGACUUCGAGGACCUCCUGCGCCGCCUCCACCGCAAGAACGGCGGCGCCGCCUCCGGGAAGGGGAAGAAAUAA
Molecule: messenger RNA, 405 nt
Organism: Miscanthus lutarioriparius
Lineage: Eukaryota; Viridiplantae; Streptophyta; Magnoliopsida; Poales; Poaceae
Source: the annotation of a GenBank genome assembly